GGGCGGCCUGCUCGCGCACAGUCACUCCCUCUCCCCUUUGGGGUUAGUGUGCUCGUGUUUAGUUCCCAGAGAUAGCCAAAUCGGAUUCCUUAGGGAAGGGACACAAAUCACUCCCAUUUUAACAAGGGGAGUAACGCGGGAUCUGCAUCCACAAGGGUCCACCUCUUCUUCGUCGUUUCCUAUUUUUCAUUCAUUUGAUUUUUUAUCCGAGAAAGCUCUUUGCUGGAAAGAAGGAAGAAAAAAACUUGUCAUUGGAUGAUGACAUUUGAUCUCGCCCAGGCUGAAAGCCGUAGUUGAUCCUAUUGUUACUUAAACUGACAUCAGAGCUGUUUUAUGCUAAGCCGAUUUCUUAAUACAGAGGGGACAGGGGUAACCCUCAAGUGAGCGUCUCUUCGUCUCGCGUCUCAACAUUACUUUAUUUUUAUUUAUUUUGUUUUUGUUGUUGUUUCUAUUUGCGGCGCUCCUGAAAUCUGCGCCGAAACCUGGAUUCUGACAGCUCGCGCUUCUUCUCGUACUUUUCCCGUUUUGUAUCAGUGUUUAUGAAAGAAAAAUCGGUGGAAAAAGAAAAGACACCUGCACACAAGAUACCGAUCUCAUCCACGCGCUGCGAAGCAUUUGCCGGCGAACAGAAGACGCGGGGCGGGGAAUAGCAUUUAAAUUAAAAAAAAAAUUUAAAUUAAGAAAACGCUGCGCGAGAGACAAAAAAAGGCUGUUUUCAUGUUUGGGAUUCAGGAGAGUAUUCAAAGGAGUGGGAGCGGUAUGAAAGAGGAGCCCCUCGGAUCCGGGAUGAACGCGGUGCGAACGUGGAUGCAGGGAGCCGGGGUGCUGGAUGCGAACACGGCCGCUCAGAGCGGAGUGGGUCUUGCCCGCGCGCACUUCGAGAAGCAACCGCCGUCAAAUCUUCGGAAAUCCAACUUCUUCCACUUCGUUUUGGCUCUGUACGACAGACAAGGUCAGCCGGUGGAAAUUGAAAGGACAUCUUUUGUCGGCUUUGUCGAAAAGGAAAAGGAAUCAAAUGGCGAGAAAACGAACAAUGGAAUACACUACAGACUACAGCUUCUCUACAGCAACGGCAUCAGAACAGAACAGGACUUUUAUGUGCGGCUGAUUGACUCCAUGACUAAGCAGGCGAUUAUUUAUGAAGGCCAAGACAAGAACCCGGAGAUGUGUCGCGUGCUGCUGACGCAUGAGAUCAUGUGCAGCCGCUGCUGUGACAAGAAGAGCUGUGGCAAUCGCAACGAGACGCCAUCCGACCCCGUCAUCAUCGACAGGGGCUUCUGGGACACCCCCCCACCCCCCUCCACCCCCCGCCCCCCACCGCCUGGAGGGAUGUGUCUCGCGUUUGGGAGGAAAUGCGGGGGGUGGGGGCGCGUGGGCCGCGUGUACAUACUAAAGAAGCACUUACUCUCCCUGGGUCCCCUCUUCUCCCAAUCACGCACCCCCGUGCCCCAAAGCGAGGCCCGCCUGCAUUCCCUCCCGCUCCCCACACCCCAAACUGCACCCCCGCACCCCAAAGCGUUCCCGCCCCCCCCGGAAGGCGCUGGGCAGUCCUGCAUCUUCAUCUUCCUGAAGAGGAUGCUGGAAAGUCUUAAGUCAACAGAAUUUCUCUCUCCCCUCACUUUCUCUCUCUGUAUCUCUCUUCUCUCCUCUUUCUCUCCUUCCCUCUCUCUACAGGAAGUGAUUUUGAAGAGGGCGGCAGAUCUUGUAGAAGCUCUGUACGGAAUGCCUCAUAAUAACCAGGAGAUCAUCCUCAAACGAGCGGCGGACAUCGCUGAGGCCCUCUACAACGUCCCGCGGAACCACAACCAGCUGUCGGGCCUGGCCAACAGCUCCGUCCACGGGGGCAUGAUGGGAGUCAACUCCUUCACCGGCCAGCUCGCCGUCAACGUGUCUGAAUCCACGCAGGGAGCCAAUCAGGGUUUCAGCCGGAACACGAGCAGCGUCUCUCCGCACGGUUAUGUUCCGAGCACCACGCCUCAGCAGAGCAGCUACAGCUCGGUCAGCACCAACAUGAACGGCUACGGCGGCGGCGGCAUGUCCACGCUGGGCGGCUCGCCCAACUUCCUCAACGGCUCUGCCGCCAACUCGCCCUACGCCAUCGUGCCCUCCAGCCCCACGAUGGCGUCCUCCACCAGCCUGCCCUCCAACUGCAGCAGCUCGUCGGGCAUCUUCUCCUUCUCUCCCGCCAACAUGGUGUCGGCCGUCAAGCAGAAGAGCGCCUUCGCCCCCGUGGUCCGGCCCCAAACCUCGCCCCCGCCCACCUGCACCAGCGCCAACGGCAACGGGCUGCAAGAUCAGUCUUUUGUGGACUCUAGCAAGUACUCUACAGCCGGCACACUGCAGGGUCUAUCCUUCUCCUAAACAAUUCCUGGAAUGAUUGUUCCACCGAUGUAGAGGAUUUGUGAAUGAAGACGAGGACACGUUUUGGACUCCCAGUUUUGGACGGAAUGUGACUCUGGAUGAAUUAUGUAAAGUUUAACUCAGGCCCUUUGCUAAGGAAUCACGUUUGAACAGGAAAAAAAAAGAAGAAAAACAUAAAAUGACAAUUUGCAACAUUUUUUUGGUUUUUAAAUUUCUAAACCUCGUAAUCACCUGUUGGAGCUUUUUGGGGACAUGCAUUCGAACCCUGCUGAUGUAAGGGAGGGGAUAUUUAUUUCUGGAAACGUUCUGCUUGUUUGUCUGUUAGCUUUUUUGAUUUUAGCAAACAAACUAAUGCCUUUUUACAAACUGUAAUAUACACACACAAAAAAACACUAUAUAAGGUUUGUGUUGUUUUUAUUUAUGAUGCUGAUCAAAGCAGUGUGUUUGAAGUCUGGAAUGGAAGAACGAUGUAGCUGGCGGUAGAGGAGAGAGUUUUUUGAACAAUCCUAGAGUAGGUCAUACGGGCGGGGCUGUCAGUCAGCUCUACCUGGCAAAUGCUGUCAUAUUUUAAUGAAGAAGUUACUUUUUAUUUAAAUCGUUCUAGAAAUAAUUUCCAGGUUAGAUGGAAAGACCUUUUUUAAAGAGCCAAUUUCCACAGGUGUUGAUAGGCACAGAGUUCCCUUUGGGUUAUCUCGAGCAUCACACUGUAUGCCAAUGGCAUCAGCCAGUAGCCACUGUUAUGUUUGUUCUUCAUUUUCUCGUCCCACUGAAACAAGCCAGAUUCAGGUACCAGAAGCAGGUACCCCACAAUGCAGAGAUCACACCCCUGUGUGUGUGUGUAUCGCAACACCACAGCACAGAGAUCUAGUACUCAGUGUGUAUCAGGUCCUGAUGAGGCAGAGAUUAUACACUCUGUGUGUAUCACAGCCCCACUAUGCUGUCAUCUCACACUCUCCAUGUGUGUAUGACGACCCCACAGUGCAGAGGUCUCACACUCUGUGUGUGUGUGUGUGUGUGUGUGUGUGUGUGUAUCAUGGCUCAUACAGUGCAGAUAUCUCACUCUCUGCGCAGUAAACUCACAGUCUGUGUGUGUGUGUGUGUGUGUGUGUGUGUGUGUGUGUGUGUGUGUGUGUGUGUGUGUGUGUGUAUCAGGUCCCCAUAAACAGGGACCCCAUAAUGUGGACCUUGUGUCUUAUGAACCCAAUGUGAGGCAGGACAGCUGAAGGUAUCGGGCCUAGAGAAAGUAAACAGAGCCCUUUAUUUAAAAAAAAAAAAAAAAACUUUGCUGCUACCCAGUGCAGGAAUAUCAAUGGAGAAACAAACAUGCAAUCAAUGUGUUUUUUGCCAUUUUGGACUUUCACUAUACGAAGGAAAGCUUUUAUAUUUGUAGGUCCUUGUGAAGGAAUUCUGUGUGUGUGUGUUUUAUUUUUUGUUUGUUUUGGGGUUUUUUUUUUUUGGGGGGGGGGUAUUGUUUUUGUAUUGUUUUUUUUUUUCUUUCAUAAUGAGACUGUGAUCAUAAGAUUCACCCUUUAUGUUUGAGCUCCUUAUUUUUGCCUUUUAACAAGAUUGAAGGUCGGAGAAAAGAGUGCUGGAACAAAUAGAAGUUUUUUGUUAACUAGGGGACGUUAGUUUAUUAAGCCAGCACUGUACUAACCUGCUUCUCAAACGUAGUGUCAAAACCCAGCAAACGUCAGUCUAAUCGUUGCAGCUGUUCAAUUUCUAUCAAUGUUUUGUAUAUAGAAAAACCUAUGUUAGUUUUUGUAAUUAGGCUUUUUUUUGUUGCCAAAGUCAUUCUUUUAAAAUAUAUUUAUACAUUAAAAUGUCUUAAGGCAGCUUAACAGUAGUGUCUUUGAUGUUAUGUUUACCACAUGCUCAAGAUCCCACCAACAUUAGCUUGCAAACGCACCAAUGGAAAAAUAAAAGGAUUUUGAAAAUGCGAGGGGAUUUUUGUAAAUUAUCCAUAUAAAUAAUGUAUUUAUCUCCAGAUUGUGUACAUUGCUUCCCUCCCCUAGUUUAAUUUUAUUGUGUAUGUUCGCUAUGUGAUGAAGUGCCGACCUGUUUAGUUUCCUCAUCCACUGCUGUUCUUGCUGUUUAAAUGUGAUUUUGAUAUUUUUCAUUUGUAUUGUUUUUUUGUUUUUUUGUAUUGUUUUAAAGCCAUGCUUCCAUUUUUUAAAAUGACCAUCCAUGAAAAUCCAUCGUCUAUUUUUGUAUUAUUUGUAAGUUAAUGAAAAGGUUUUUUUUGUUUGUUUGUUUGUUUGUUUGAAUUUUGGAAUUUUUUUAUAAAUGUAUGACAAAAAGUAGCAUCUUAUUCUGAUAGUAUUUAGUUAUGUAGAUUUUAAAAAAAAUAUAUGAAUAUAUAAAUAUAUAUCUUUUGUUUCACUCUUUGAGGCUUACAGAAACUGAUACUGUUUUUAAUAAUAAUAUGCAUGGGUUCUUUUCCUCUAAGAGUGAUGGUUGCAUUUUGUGCAUUGUACCUAGGAAGACAGGAGGGAAAUAAUAUGAACAUACUUUCUUUCCUUUUUUUGGUUCUUUUGUUCCUUCUUUUCUUGUUUUUUUAUUUAAACUUCCUUUAUUCAUGCUUGCUUUUGUACCUGUAUCCUCUCUCUGAUUUUCUCACUGAAAUCUGAACCAGCAGUUUAGAUGCCUUAACAAUGCAAGCCUCCGCCCAUCGCCUCACCUGUGUAUUGUACAACCACGCUGCCAUCCUUUGUCGCCACAGAAAACAUUUUUUUAAGGAGGGAAAAAAAGCACAAAAUGAACUGUUUUUUUCUUCUGUUUGUUUUAUUCGGCGUGAUGUUUACUUGCUGUUGCUUUUCUAACACUUGGAGCUCGGAUAACCAGCCAAUCAGCUGCGGACGGGUCUGUACUGUACUGUUCAUUUUGCAGAGGGAGGGGGGAGGUGGGGGUUGAGGAGACAAGAGGAGCUAUGAUUAAUAUUUAAUGUGUGUUACAGCAGGGAUCUUGGGGGUGGGGGGGGGGCAUUACAUUAUUAGUCUAAGCUAAGCCUGCCCUUUUGUUUUGUAUUUUUUGUGUUUUCUUGACAGAGUUACACUUAAUACCGUAUUUGCGUUUAAAGAGACAUCUCUGCGCAUAAGUAGCGGAUGCAGCAGCGAUAAAUCCCCCCCCGCCCCCCCCCCUUCCGCGAUCAGCAGCAACACCAUUAAAUAGCCUCCACAGAACAGGCCGCAUUAGCACUGCGGCGCGUGGUCGCUAUAGCGAUGUGUGCUGAGGUCACUGGCCAUCUGCCCUCUGAUUGGACGCACCGCUCUUUAUCCCCAAGCAGGCGGGGCUUAUUUAUCCUGGGUAAAUGAGACAGCCAAUCGGCUCGCUGACUCCUGGCCUGUGCGUUCCGCGCUGUUGAAAAACAAAAAAAUUUAUUUGGUUAUUAUUAUGCAUUAUUUCCCCUUUUUCUUUCUUAAAUAAAAUUAUGUGUUCAGUGGUUUGACUACGGGCGGACUUGUACCUGAAUCACAGACAAAACUGAUAAAUUAAAACAAAAGUAACAAGUCGUCUGUGAACCGAACAACUGCGUAAACAAAUUAAGAUGGACAAAGUUUUUAAAAAGCUGGUUUUCCUUGUUUCUUGUUUUCAAACUUUUUCUUUGGCUGGGCACACACUGAACAGUUCUAUUGAUAGAUAGGGAAAAAGUGAAAUAAAACUACUGUAUAGAUUGUUAUCAUUUUUGAUGAACUUUGAGCUGUAAAAUAACUUUUCAACUUUCACAAUAUUUAAUUAAAGUUCCUUCUUGUCUGUGA
Messenger RNA from Anguilla anguilla (European eel), 6116 nucleotides. It is a transcript of the gene ebf1a, whose product is annotated as EBF transcription factor 1a. The transcript is spliced from 15 exons. NCBI's taxonomy places the organism in Eukaryota, Metazoa, Chordata, Actinopteri, Anguilliformes, Anguillidae. The record is from RefSeq and is a predicted model, not a curated record. The coding region runs from base 718 to 2361 and encodes 547 amino acids. Gene Ontology annotation, biological process: regulation of transcription by RNA polymerase II. Gene Ontology annotation, molecular function: RNA polymerase II cis-regulatory region sequence-specific DNA binding; DNA-binding transcription factor activity, RNA polymerase II-specific.